This is a messenger RNA of Halteromyces radiatus, 290 nucleotides long. RefSeq lists its product as uncharacterized. Lineage: Eukaryota; Fungi; Mucoromycota; Mucoromycetes; Mucorales; Cunninghamellaceae. The record is from RefSeq and is a predicted model, not a curated record. The transcript has a single exon. Bases 10 to 225 code for a protein of 71 amino acids.
UUUAAAUCUAUGAUCAUUACCUUGACUUCUUUGGUCGCCUUUACUGCUAUGGUGAAUGCUGAUGAUGGUGGCUUUUUUUCUUUGACCAAGCGUGGAGAAUGUAAUGAGUUUGGUGGAUGUGCUCAAGAUUGCAAUGCCCUUUGUUCUGCAAAGGAGAAGGACGCUGGUGUGUCUUUGCAGAGUGUUUGCUACUUGCAGACUUGUUUCUGUGGUUUCAGUCCUUAGUAAACCAUCAUUUCUCCCUUUUUUUAUUCAUUAUCUCUCCAUUUUAUACCGAUGACCUUAAAUAC